Messenger RNA from Daldinia decipiens, 2503 nucleotides. Its product is annotated as MFS general substrate transporter. Gene Ontology annotation, cellular component: fungal-type vacuole membrane. NCBI's taxonomy places the organism in Eukaryota, Fungi, Ascomycota, Sordariomycetes, Xylariales, Hypoxylaceae. Gene Ontology annotation, molecular function: basic amino acid transmembrane transporter activity. The transcript is spliced from 4 exons. The record is from RefSeq and is a predicted model, not a curated record. Gene Ontology annotation, biological process: transmembrane transport; basic amino acid transport. The coding region runs from base 471 to 2192 and encodes 573 amino acids.
ACAAUGCAGAUGCAAGACAACAUCAGCCAUUGAUACACAUUGAUACACAUUGAUACACAUUGAUACACAUUGAUACAUGAUUCAAUCCUCGAGUUAUGUACCGAAAGAAGAGAAGUUAUCUAUUAUGCAAAUACAAAGCUCACGGUCUAUAAAAUGGGGUUUCGGCGGGUCUUUGGCGAUUGCGGGCUAACGUUAUCUCGUGAGGACCGGACAGCGCCGUCCGAAUGCCGAUAGAUAGGUAGAUUAUCAAUCACUGCAGAAUCCUCCAAUUGCGUGAUAGUAGAUAUGCAGACCGCUACUAAUCGCCUGAAGCUCGCCUUUGUUAGUAAUCCCUACCUCCCGUCCUGGGGGAUAGAACAUGUGAGCUCGAGGUGUUAAUUAGGCCAAAAAAAAAGGUGUCUCUUUUCUCUCUCUUAAUAUCUUAGAUAGGUAUACUUAGAUGUUCGUAAAAUCAUCUAGAUUUUAAAUCAAUGUCUUCCGAAAACGUCGCCCCUAGUCAUGCCGACGGGGCCGCAGAGACGACACCUCUGCUAAAGAAAGACGUCUCCGUCGUUAGCGUCUCGGCUCAGAGUCAGUCUAACGGCACGUUUUCGAGUGAGAGCAACUCGGUCGCAGACGACUUCCCGGAGAACGAUGUGGAAAAUGGCCGGCCUAACGGCGCUGCGCCGAACGGAGAUGCGCCGAAGUUGAAAGUAAAUAUGAAGGCGUUACUGCCGGCGCUUGCCAUUGGUAUCUUCAUGGUGGCGCUGGACCAGACCUUGACUAUCGCCACCUACGGCAAGAUGGGCAGCGACCUCAAUGCCCUAAACUCGACGAGCUGGAUCUCCACCUCGUACUUCCUGACGCUGACGGUGUUCCAGCCCUUAUAUGGGCGGUUGUCUGACAUAUUCGGCCGCAAGGAAUGUCUGCUGUUUGGGUACGCCGUCUUUGGGCUUGGUUGCCUCGGCUGUGGGCUGUCCCGGGACAUCGUCGAGCUGUGCACGGCCCGCGCUAUAGCCGGCAUCGGGGGUGGCGGUAUGAACGCCGUUGUGACCAUCCUCGUCACGGACCUUGUGUCCCUUAGGGACCGGGGCCUCUUUCAGGGAUAUAUUAACGUCGUGUACACUGCGGGCAUGGUAUCCGGCGCACCAAUCGGCGGGCUGAUCGCCGACACUAUCGGCUGGCGGUGGGCGUUUGCAGGCCAGUUCCCGCUGUCGCUAGUCGCGUGGCUAGCUGUAUUCUUCGUCCUCGACGUGCCCAAGGCGGACCAUGCGCACUGGACACACAAGGUUCUACGUAUCGACUUCCUAGGGGCCUUUACGCUGGCCUCGGCCGUGUUCACGUUACUAUUCGGCCUCGACAACGGCAGUAAUGAGGGCUGGAGCCAGCGAAUCACUAUUAUCCCCCUGGCGCUGACACCGCUCCUCAUCGCGCUAUUCCUCUUCAUCGAGGUCAAAGUUGCCUCGGUGCCGUUCGCGCCGGGCCAUGUUAUCCUCGACCCGCCGCUGUUAGCGGUGUAUGGGGCCAACAUGUUUAGUGUAGCCUCGCAGAUGGGCGUCUCGUUCUUCAUCGCGCUGUUCUUCCAGGCUGCCGUGGGCCUCUCGGCAACGUCCUCCGGUCUCAUGUUCAUACCCAGCACGUUCUUCGGGCUCACGGGCUCGCUGGGCGGCGGGAUUCUCAUGCGCCGGACGGGCAAGUAUUACUGGAUUACGGUCAUCGGGUAUGCCUUAAUAGUACUCGCCGUAGUACCCUCGGUGUCGUUCUCUGGCGCGGUGGCGAAGUCGACCGUGGGCGUUAUCGCAGGUCUCUGCGUCAUGGCGCUUGGGUCUGGUUCUUCAAUUACCAGCUCGCUCAUUGCCAUAAUCGCCAAUGCGGAUCCCGCCGAUUCGGCCGUGGCCAUUGCGUGCUCAUACCUAUUCCGGUCCCUCGGCACGACGCUCGGAGUUAGUAUUACCACGGCGGUCCUGCAGCAAGUCCUACGCACGGAGUUAGCCGCGGAGCUCGGCGGCGAUGGUGACAAGGCGCGCGAGAUCGAGGAGGGCGUGCGCCAGAGCCUCGACUACAUCCGGAGCUUGGAUCCGGCGAUCGCUGAAAUCGUGCGGGACUGCUACGCCGUCGCUGUGCAGUGGGCUUUCAUACCGGUUGCUAUUUUGGCCACGGGCGCAUUGAUCUCGUCUAUCUUCAUUAAGGAGAAGAAGCUCGAGGGGCGGUAGGCGGUAGGUGCCCAUGUACUUAUUCCGGCCCCUUUUGUCAACUUAGGAGACGGUGGUGAGGACGUGGAUGAGAAAAAUAAAAUAAAGGGGGUUUGACUAGAUAGUAGAUCCCCUAUAGGCUUAUUUAUCUUAUAUGGCGGGUAGUCCUGGAUGAGAUGAGAUUGUAUGUACCUACCAAAUAACUAUAUGCCUCCACCUACGUGUGUGCUAAGCUGUUAAACAGCAACAACAACAAUACAAAAAGAAAAUACAAAAAGCUCGGUCCCAGAUUCGAACCCCCUCGAGGGGGUUUGAAAUCCAGGACCUACGAA